Messenger RNA from Portunus trituberculatus (swimming crab), 866 nucleotides. RefSeq names its product calsequestrin-1-like. Gene Ontology annotation, molecular function: structural constituent of chitin-based larval cuticle. The record is from RefSeq and is a predicted model, not a curated record. Gene Ontology annotation, cellular component: chitin-based extracellular matrix. The transcript is spliced from 3 exons. Bases 85 to 474 code for a protein of 129 amino acids. Lineage: Eukaryota; Metazoa; Arthropoda; Malacostraca; Decapoda; Portunidae.
ACCCCUUCACUGAGGCAGGUCACCACCAUACCCACCACAACCACCACGCCUGUGACGACUACCACCAACACCACCAUCACCGCCAUGCACUACAGUACAAUCCUCGUCCUCGCGGGCUUGGCUGUCCUCGCCGCCGCCCGCCCCGAGACAUCCUUCAGCCACGAGACCGACGACCAACACCACGGCCAGAACAUCGAUGACGACAACACUUUCAUUGGGUCGUACCGAUGGAUGUCUCCUGAAGGCGUGGAGUAUUUUGUCAACUAUGUGGCUGACGAGGACGGUUUCCGCAUCCUGGAGUCCAACGCCGUGCCCGUCAGCAGCGCAGGAGUGAAGGCUGACGGCUUGCAGGGCGCCUUCCACUCUGACGAACUGGAGGACGACCUUUCCGCGGACGACGACGAUUCUGACGACCACGACGACCACGAUGAUGAUGAUGAUGAUGAUGACGACGACCACAUCCUCGUCCUUUAAGCGGUUUUUGAAGUAGUUCGCUCUCGUUUCGUCAUUUACACGUCUGUUUGUACUCGUCACUUGGUCUCCUCCUCCUCCUCCUCCUCCUCCUCCUCCUCCUCCUCCUCCUCCUCCUCCUCCUCCUCCUCCUCCUCCUCCUCUUGUUUUGCAGUGAAUGGGCGUCAGUCUGUCUUCAGUGUCUCGUCUGGGCGUCAGUCAGUCAGUCAGUCUCCACCCACGCCCAUGUUUCAAGUCCUUCACGCCCUUUGUGCUUCUCUACCCGCCCAUGUUCAUGCUUUCUCUUUGCUUCCUUUCUUUCUUUUCUUGCUUUCCCCUCGUUCGUUUUGUUCCUUUCUUUAUUCUUGCCUUCCUUCUUUCCUUCCUUCCUUCCUUCCUUCCUUCCUUCCUUCCUU